This is a messenger RNA of Diorhabda carinulata, 5118 nucleotides long. RefSeq names its product bromodomain and WD repeat-containing protein 3 (gene BRWD3). Gene Ontology annotation, cellular component: nucleus. Lineage: Eukaryota; Metazoa; Arthropoda; Insecta; Coleoptera; Chrysomelidae. The record is from RefSeq and is a predicted model, not a curated record. Gene Ontology annotation, biological process: regulation of transcription by RNA polymerase II; cytoskeleton organization; regulation of cell shape. The coding region runs from base 159 to 4997 and encodes 1612 amino acids. Gene Ontology annotation, molecular function: protein binding. The transcript is spliced from 23 exons.
UCGUCGUUAUGCUUCAGAAUGUUCGGAGCCACUAUGAACCAAACAAUAACAAAAGUAAUGGAGGUUAUAAAAUAAUGUAAGGAAUUAUGUAUAUUAAAAAUUUUAUUAAAUUAUGAAUUUAACUUCAGAUUAACGAUUAAUACAAGAAAAAUAAAAAAAUGGAAAAUAAACAGAACAAUCCAUUUAACUCGGAUACAUACUUUUUAAUACAAAAGUUUUUAUCGUCUGGUUUAUUGAAGAAAACAUUAAAGGUGUUUAAUGAAGAGCUCGAGGAACAAAAGAUUUUACCACCCCGAAUUGAUUGGGAAGGCAAUAAACAUGAUAGAACAGUCGAGGAUAUGGUUGGACAAUUUCCUAAUAUCCGACAGGAUUACUUAUUACAUCUUUGUCAUUUAGCUAUGCAAUCUUUUCAAGAAAGAGAAGCUUUGAGUAAAAAUAAAUCUUUUUUAAGCUUUAGGCCGAAUGCGUACCAUAAAAAUGGCGCUCUGACCAAUUUCAGACAAUGUUAUAAUUAUGUUACUAGAAUACACUCAGCCCCGAUUCAAAACGUGAAUGUGUCUUUCAAUUUAGUAAAUUCAUUAAGAGGUAGAGAAAUAUCAGGACCUCUCACAAGACACCGGACAGUUAGCCCAAAUUUAUUUCAAUCCAUGCAAAUUCAAAGAACAACCAUUGGGCAUCUUUCUGCUGUAUUUUGUCUACUUUUUGACCAUUCAGGAAAAUAUAUUAUAACGGGGGCAGAUGAUUUAUUAAUAAAACUGUGGUCGUCUCGUACUGGUCGAUUAAUUUCCGUAUUCAGAGGAGCAUCUGCAGAAAUAACUGACAUUGCUAUCAAUUCCGAAAACACUCUAUUAGCCUCUGGUUCGAUAGAUAGAAUUUUAAGGGUGUGGAAUUUACAGAACGGAGCACCAGUCGCAGUCUUACCCGGCCAUAAUGGUAUGAUAACAUCAAUAAGUUUCUGCCCUACGCCAUGUUGGGAUAUAAGGUACUUAAUCAGUACUAGCACUGAUGGUUCCAUAGCGUUUUGGCCGUAUACUUACGAAUCAGGAAUUAAAGUAGAAUUUAGAAACAAUCCGAUUAUGUAUCAAGAGAAGAUCCGACCGGGACAAGCUCAAAUGAUAUGUUCAUCGUUUAGUCCCGGUGGUACUUUCUUGGCAACUGGUUCAGCAGAUCAUCACGUUAGAGUUUAUUACAUGAAAGGAGACGAAGGACCUCACAGAAUCCUCGAAAUGGAAGCUCACAGUGAUCGAGUCGAUUCGAUUCAGUGGGCGCAUUCCGGUUUAAAAUUUCUUUCAGGAAGUAAAGACGGUAUGGCGAUUAUAUGGUGGUUUGAAAAACAGCAAUGGAAGAGCUUGCAUCUGGAUAUGACCACAAAGUUAGUAAAUUCGACUAAUGUACAAGAAGUUGAUUCGAAAAAAUUGAAAGUUACCAUGGUUUGUUGGAACAAAUCUGAUUAUUGGGUGGUAACAGCAGUCAGCGACCAUACGCUGAAAAUAUGGACGGCUGAUGAUGGUCAAUUAGUUAAAGUACUAACAGGACACGUCGAUGAAAUAUACGUAUUAGAAGCUCAUCCUCAGGAUAAUAACGUUAUCCUUUCGGCUGGACACGACGGUCAGUUGUUUAUUUGGGAUAUAUCCAAAGGAGAAAUAGUCUUCAAUUAUCUAAAUAGAGUGGAUGGACAAGGAUUCGGGGCUAUCUAUGAUGUAAAAUGGAGCCCUGACGGUUCUGUAAUAGCCGCAUCUGAUUCCCAUGGACAUAUCUUGAUAUUCGGUUUUGGAAAUGGUAGUCCAUUUUUCCAACAACUUCCUAUGGAACUUUUCUUUCAUACGGAUUACAGACCACUGGUACGAGAUACAAAUCAUCAUGUCUUAGAUGAACAAACUCAAAUUCCACCACAUUUAAUGCCUCCCCCUUUUUUGGUAGAUAUAGACGGUAAUCCGUAUCCUCCUAUGCUACAAAGAUUAGUACCGGGUAGAGAAACGUGUAACGUUGAUCAGUUGGUACCUAAUAUAGUUAUAGGGAACGAAGGUUCACAAGAAGUGAUACAGGAUCUACCACAAAAUCAUCUGGUGGCUAUUGAGAGGAACCAGUCGGAAGAGUUGAGAGAAAAUUCGUCUUUCAGACCCGGACGUCGAUCUUCACUUCGUGAUCACGAACGUAUAAGACACAGUACGGGGGACUGGCAGAACGAUCCUACAUUCAAAUGGCAAAAGAAUGUUCUAGUUGAAACUCUCAGCUCGGCUGUAUUGGAAAGGGCCACUGAAAUAAGGGAAGCUAUGAAAGAUGCGGAAAUGGAAGAAUACCAAAAACAAUUGCGUCAGAGACCACAUAUGAUUAGUAUCAAUACCUCUAGUAACAUCAAAAAGAAAGAAGAGAAGAAGAAGAAACCCACAAAGUAUGUCACAAGAUCUGCUGCUAAUUACGGAUACCAGGAAGAAGAAAUCGAAUCUUCCGCGAACGAAAACGGUUACGAAACUACUUCAGGAUCAUCCGAUUGGUUGGAAGAACAGAACGAACGCCCCAAAAGAUCCAGCCGAAGACAGAGAUCGAAUAACGCUUGUUUACAAGAAUCCGAAACCGAACAAGAAGAUGAAGAUAUCGAUGUGGAAGUUUACGAAGACGAAGAUUAUAAUGUCAGUUGGGAUUACGAUGAUAGCGGACCGAGUUAUAGCAGAGCUAGAGAAAAUUCGACAAGAAAAGACAGAGAAUCAGCUCCUGCCAAGACUAAGGAGCAUAAAUUAUCGAAAAAAAGAAGAAGUAGACCAACAGGGAGCAACAAGAUGUCGGAAAAUAGUAAAGACAGCGUUAGUAGUUCGAGUAGAACUAGUCGAAGUACAACAAGUAAGAACGAUGAAACUCCCAGUCGUCACAAUGGAAGUGGCAGUGCUAAAGAAAUUAAUGCAAGCAAGCGUUCCGGAUCGAAUAGUUAUGCAUCCGAUCUACCUAAAACUUCCAAGAUAACUAAAAUAUCGGAACAGUAUAGACUUAGUGAAUGGUUAUCAGAAACUCGUCCUAGGAAGUCUCCAUACUAUCCUCAGUUAGGGGAUGAAAUCGUUUAUUUCCUUCAAGGACAUCAGUUGUAUUUGAACGCUGUGGAAAUGAAAAACCUUUACGAAAUCAGUACCAAAGAAUUACCAUGGACCAAAAUGAACAUUAAAUACCACGAAUUUGCUAAAGUAAUUGGGAUACAGUACGAGAUAAAACCGCCACGUUUAUGUUGUUUGAAACUGGCUUUCAUGGACGAUUCGGGAAGAUUAACUGGAAAAUGUUUUACUGUCAAAUAUCACGAUAUGCCGGACGUUUUAGAUUUCUUCGUACUCAAACAAAUCUAUGUAACUGCGAUGUCGAGAACUUGGAAAACCGGUAAUAAGUUUAGAUGUAUGAUAGGAGACGAGUGGUGGAUAGGAGAAAUAAUUAAUAAAUCUCCAGCUAGUGAUACAUUUCCGGAUUCUUCGUUUCUAUGUUACGAAAUUAAAUGGAAAAAUGGGGAAAAAGAAAGGAUGAGUCCUUGGGAUUUAGAACCAAUCGAUCCAGCUAGAGUUCCUGAAGAUGAAAUUGAAUCGAUACCAGUACUGGAGGAAGAAUUAACGUCGAUUUUAUACAAAACCAUCCAGUGCGAUUGGCCUUACAGCAAUAUUUCAUCGAUGACCAAAAAUAUCGUUACUAGUCUUACAAGGGUGAUGGAAUUAGCUAUAGCGGAACCAUUUUUGGUACCGGUGGAUAUAAACGAAUAUCCAUUAUACGCUAUGGUGAUAGAAUAUCCAAUCGAUUUAUCAACGAUCAAAGCUCGUUUCGAAAAUAGAUUCUAUAGAAGAUUAAUAGCGGCUCAAUUCGACAUUAGAUAUUUAGCAACAAAUGCUGAAAAAUUUAACGAAAAACACAGUAAUAUAGUUAAACACGCCAGAAUUUUAACGGAACUUUGUUUGAGGAUCUUGAGGAAUUGUUCGGAAUACGUCGACGUACCCAGUAUGUAUCAUCGCCUUAACGGUUCUUAUGAUUCUUCGGAAUCAGAAGAAGAACAGGAAACUUUACCUUCGACUAGUAAGAAUCUACGGACGGUUAACAAAAGAUCUGUAGAAGAUUCUAGCGAGUGGCAAGAAGAGGCUAGGAAUUUGAUUGAAACGUUAUGGGAGAGCGAGGAUUCUGUUCCUUUCAGACAACCUGUAGAUCCCACCGUAUAUCCAGAUUACCACGAAAUAGUUGAAAAUCCAAUGGAUUUGGGAACCGUAAAGGAGAAAUUAAAUAAUAACAAAUAUCGACUGCCUCAGCAAUUUUGUAACGAUAUGAAAUUAAUUUUUUCGAAUUCUCGAUUGUAUACUCCAAAUAAAAGAUCAAGGAUAUAUGACAUGACCAGUCGUUUAUCGACCAGUUUCGAAGAAACCAUGAAAAAAAUAAUGUCGAAUUGGAGAAAUCUACGAAGGAAACGAAACCGUAGGAAAUCAAGAACUAGUGAGGAUGAUUCUGACGCUUCAACCUCAACUAGUUCGGGUGAGGAUAAAUCCGAUGUAUCAGAAAUUGAUAUAGAAGCGGAUAGCGAUACGGUAACACCUUUCGAACAAAAAGAUUCCUCGGAUUAUUGCAGUUCGGAUGAUAGCGAUGAAAAAAUGACUAGAAGCCGUAGGCGUAGAUCGGAUAAAGCGACGUACCAACCUAGAGAAACUAGGCAGAGAUCGGAUUACAAACCUGGUACGGAAGAAUCUUCGUUAUCUUCGAGCGAAGAAGAUCAAGAUCAAGAUUAUUCGAGAAAAACGAAUCUAAGGAAACGUCCCGUUAGGAAAAAAGCGCAUUUAUACGAAAGUUCAUCAUCCGGAGACAGUUCUGACGAUCCCAAUAAACCGGUGAAGAGGUUAAAAAGGACUUUGGAUAGUGACAGUAGUGAUAAAUCUAGUGAUUAUGCGAGGAAUAACCGAAAAGAAAAUAGUUUUAUUUCGACUGUUAGCAGUAGAGGAAGAGUUAGGAAAUUUACCGAGCGCGCAAAAGCGUUAUUUAGGAAAAAAUAACUUGUUUUAUAUAUACAUAUAUAUUAUCUAUUUUUUUUAAUAAGAAUGUACAUUUGAACUACCACUUUUUGUAAUUUAUAUAUUCAUUAAUGUAUUAGAUGAAUAAAAAAGUUGGUCAUAA